Molecule: messenger RNA, 608 nt
Organism: Cladocopium goreaui
Lineage: Eukaryota; Dinophyceae; Suessiales; Symbiodiniaceae
Source: the annotation of a GenBank genome assembly
AGGACCACACGUUUGGACUGUGGGGGGAUGAGUGUUUUACUGCUCGUGGCCUUGCCGCUGGCGGCUGCUGAAGUGACAACAGAGGUCCUGUCCGCACGAGAGUGGCAAACAUGGGGUGGUCCAGGCGGCGAUAUGGCAAGUGCCAGCCCCGCAUCUGUGCAUCCAGUGGUGAAACCUGGAGAUACGAUUUUCUUAAGGGCGUACAAUGGCAAAUACCUGGGUGUCAAGGAUUUCAAGGUGGGAGCAAAAUCAUCUCGAAAGGAGUCUGCAGAGGCCUUCAAAGUUGACAAACGUUCCGUGGGAGAUGUCUACCAUGAAGACAGGAUUUUUCUGACCAGUACGAAUGGUUUUCGAUUGGAAGUCAAUGGUGACCAGGUGAGCUGUCUCAAUGCUCAGCGGGGGCCGAGACAGGAGCUAGUCAUCGAACGCAACGGGCCAAUGGCUCACCCGGUGGCUGUUGGUGACAUGAUCUUCCUGCGCGCGCACACUGGAAAUCACCUUGAUGUCGUGGGGGAGACCGUGAGGGCACGAUUCCCUCGCAAGGGCUUGGGCUACCAUGCCUUCAUUGUGGAGAAGCAACCGCGCUGACGUGUGUAGUGGGAUGAUGA